Salvia splendens (bonfire salvia) is the source of this 1176-nucleotide messenger RNA. RefSeq names its product transcription factor JUNGBRUNNEN 1. The transcript is spliced from 3 exons. Lineage: Eukaryota; Viridiplantae; Streptophyta; Magnoliopsida; Lamiales; Lamiaceae. Bases 157 to 1002 code for a protein of 281 amino acids. The record is from RefSeq and is a predicted model, not a curated record. Gene Ontology annotation, molecular function: DNA binding. Gene Ontology annotation, biological process: regulation of DNA-templated transcription.
UGCUGAGAAUGUUCCUUUUUCUAUCAAGUACGAAGUGGUUUCACACAGAAAGUUCAAGCAAAAGAAAAUGGUGAUUGAUUAAUUGCUAGCUACUACAUAUACACGUAUGAUAUGUGGAAAAUAAAGUAGUAGUAAAAGUUUCCGGUGGUAUUAUCCAUGAUGGAAGAGGAAAACGUGAGCAACACAAUCUCAAAGGAAGAGGAAGAGGAAGAGGAAGAGGAAGAGGAAGACGAUGAAGAUGCCCAGCUUCCGGGUUUCCGGUUUCACCCCACAGACGAAGAGCUAGUUGGUUUCUAUCUGCGACGCAAGGUCGAAAAGCGGCCCAUCCGCCUCGACCUCAUCAACCAAGUCGACAUCUACAAAUUCGACCCAUGGGAUCUUCCAACCACAGGGGGGAGAGAGUGCUACUUCUUCUGCAGAAGAGGGAAGAAAUACAAGAACAGCAUGAGGCCAAACAGGGUGGGUCGAUCAGGGUUCUGGAAGGCCACAGGGAUCGACCGCCCCAUCUACUCCUCCGACCGCGACUGCAUUGGUCUAAAGAAGUCCCUCGUCUACUACCGCGGCUCAGCCGGCAAGGGCACCAAGACCGACUGGAUGAUGCACGAGUUCCGCCUCCCCGCCACCACCCAACAGGAACCAGAAGUGUGGACUCUAUGCCGAAUACUGAAGCGAAGCGCCUCCAACAGGAAGUACGUGCCCGACUGGAAGGAUAUGGCGGCAGCGAAGAGAGUGACAACUGUAGCCGCGAGCGAGGAUCAGCACGGGCGGAGCUACAUCAGCUUCACAGCUCCGCUUGUGAAGAAGCAAGAAGUAUCAACUGAAACCAGCUGUGUGGAGAAUCUUAAGCAGCAGCAGAAAUCUUCUUCGAGCUAUAGCAUGUACGGUGACAUCAAUGAGUUUUUGAAACACGCGGAUUGGGAAGAUCUUCAAUCCAUGGUCGAUUGCGCUGCUGCUGCUGCUGUUGCUGUUGCUCCUACUCCUACUAAUCCUUACUGUUUAUGAGUUGAUUAUCAUCUACUAGUAUAUAGUUAGAUUGGAAUAUUUAAGAAGGAAGUGGCAGAGAGAGACACCAUGUAUAGGGAGUAAUAGUUUUGUCAAAGCAGGUUUGCUGUUACAUAUUACUAUUACAUAUCCUACAGAUCAGGUUUUCAUGUUUAACAAUAUUAUGUGUUCUAA